Molecule: messenger RNA, 3247 nt
Organism: Gymnogyps californianus (California condor)
Lineage: Eukaryota; Metazoa; Chordata; Aves; Accipitriformes; Cathartidae
Product: ubiquitin carboxyl-terminal hydrolase 40-like
Biological process (GO): cilium assembly; regulation of microtubule cytoskeleton organization; intraciliary transport
Cellular component (GO): centrosome; ciliary basal body; intraciliary transport particle B
Molecular function (GO): microtubule binding
Source: RefSeq, a predicted model, not a curated record
AUGUCCAUUUGUGAGGCGCCCUGCGCCGCGAGGCAGGCCGGGAAUGCUCGGAGCCGCCGGUGGCGGCGGCGGCGGCGGCGGCGCGGUCCCGCCGCCGCUCUCAACGAGGCGGUGGUGCGGCGGACGCAGGAUUCCUUGGGGCGAGUGAUCCGCAAGCCGCCGCUGAGGGACCGGCUGCUGAGUAAGCCGCCCUUCCGCUACCUGCACGACGUGAUCCCCGAGGUAAUUAGAGUGACAGGUUUUAUGAAAGGACUUUACACGGAUUUUGAAUUGAAAUCAGAUAACGUUAAGGAAGAAGCUAAACAAAUUCCCGUGGAUCAAUUAGGGCAGAAAUUAUUGGAGAAAAAAGGGGUGUCCUGGAAUAAGAAAUACCAAAAACAGUAUGGAGCAUUACGAAAGUAUUUGCAGAAUCAUCCUCAGAUAUUUCAGUUCAGUCCUGAUGAAAAUAAGGUUGGUCUGAAGGCAAAACACAAGCUCCCGUUUAAGUCCGAUUCUCGAGGACGAGAUCUCCAAAGCCCUCCUCAGAAGAACGAGGUCCAGUGGAAUUCAGAAAAAGAACCUGCAAGGCUAAGGGACAGUUCUGCUGGUUGCCAUUGGUUUGAUCUGAAUGAUUCCAAAGUCCAGCCGAUCAAGGAGAAGGAUAUUGAGAAACAAUUUCAGGGUAAAGAGAGUGCCUACAUGCUGUUUUAUCGAAAAUCUCAGUUAAAAAGACCGCAUGAAGCGCAAGGAAAUCCAAGGUACCAAAUUCCUGAACACUUUCUGAAUGAAAUGAAUGCUGCUAAUACUGAGCUGCAAAAAAAGAGAGCGGAAUGUGACUCGGCAAACAACGGCAUUGAUUUACAUCUCCAUUUGAGCUCCUGUUAUAAAUUUCACCAUGGGGCUUUGCAUCCUUCACGUACUUGGAAAGAGAGUGUUGUGGAUUUGACUAUUGAUAGAAGAAAAACGCUCGGAGAGCUUCGACAGUCAGUGUUCCAGAUGUUGGAAUGUUGGGAAGGAGACAUGAUUCUCAGUAUUGCCAAGCCUUUACCGGCAGGACUGCAUCUUUACCAGAUACUUGAUGGAGAUGAGCUGCCACUGGAUGGCGUUGGGCUGGCUGAUGGAGCAGACAUCUUCGUGUGGAAUGGGAAAGAGGUUGGUGGUACAAAGGUGAUGACAGGCCCUGAUCAUGAACCUGUGGUCGUAAACAUUCUUCGUUUAGCGGAGUAUAACGAAGGAGGGAAGGGUCAGCAUUUCACAGAAUCGCAGCACGUCUUUUCACGCAGCACAAAACUGGGUGAUCUGCGCAGAGCCUUAGCACCAUCAGGAGGAAUCAUGCUAAAGAACGGCUCAGGACCGGAUAAAGAAGGCAAGAACUGGGAAGUUUUUCGUGAAGAAGAUAUGAAGGAAACAGUCAAAAGUGUUGGUCUGACGGAUGGGUGCUCAGUACUAAUCUUAGACAGCCAUGACCAGAGCUUCGUGAAUGUGUCAAGUGGCAAUUUGACUGCUUUUACGUAUGACAUCAGCUGGCUCCAAGUUCAAAACUUCUGCAGAACGGAUGACGAAGAGCAACACGUUAAAAUUACAGCCACUAUUGAAACAGUGAUGUCAGAUAUCAAAAUGAAAGCAAUACGGGAGCUUCAGCUGGAGGAGGAACUAGCAAAUGACAGCUGUCUUAGACCUGUUAGCGGAAAUGGGAAACUUCUGUCUCCAGUGCCUGAGGAUUAUACCGUCAAGGAAGCGGAACUGAAAAUGGGAAGCCUGCUAGGGCUGUGUCAUGGGAAAGCUCCAGCUUCCACUCAGCUGUUCUUAUAUUUUAUGGUUGGGAGUGACCAAAACGCAAGCCCGGAGAUGGAGAUAGUUGUGGAAGAGACUGCCUCUGUCAAAGAGUGUCUAAAUUUAAUGCUGGAAAAAUCGGGAUUAUCAGGUGACAACUGGCAUUUGAGAAGGGUUGACUGGUGCUAUGAAGCAGGGGAAGCAUGAAGUCAGGAAAAUGCCACUCUGAAGGAACUUAAUGUUUGCAGAGGAGAUACUUUGGUUAUAACUGAAGGAAAGCUUCCAGCAAAGGGUUUCCUGAAAAUACCCGUCUGGUGGUUGAAGCCUUCAAGCCAUAAGAAACAUGGAGAGAAUGCACAAGACCAAGUGAAUGGGAUGACCUGCAAGAUGGAUGCUUUGCAGGUGUCUCCUGCAGGAGAUGCACCAGAAUACCUCCACACCGACACGGAUCUUUGUUAUGCUGGCAGUCUAGAAAUAGCAGGAGAAGCUUCUUUGGAAGAUCUGAAGAUGCAGGCCAUGACCUUACCAUGCUGCCCAGAGCAGAUUGUCCCACUGCCCUCGUUUCUCAGAGCAUGGACAGUGGACAGUAAGCGCCCAGGCAAGCUUUUACGAAACAACAAGCAGCGACUCAAUGACUACAAGCUGGGUGCCAGAGUGGAAAUCUGCCUAGAAGCUUUGCAAAAAGAAGAGCAUUUGGGCCCCCAGGAACUGCUGCUUCGAGUCCAGAUGGGCAUCCCAGGGGAGAGGGACUACUAUGGCUCCACGGAUUUGGUGUGGGAUAUCUCCAAAGAAUGCACAACCUGGGCACUGAGGCAACGAGUGGCUUCUCACUAUGGUCUCCCUGUAGAUAAAACUGAAAUAGCCAAAUACUUCCCUGAAAGAUUGGAGUGGCUGCCAAUAUCUAGCUGGACACAGCAAAUGUCAAAGAGGAAACGGAAGAAAAAACAGGAGAGUUUACAGUCAGCGCCGUACCACCUGAAAGACGGCGAUAUCAUUGGGGUGAAGAAUCUUCUUCUUGAUGACACUAAGGAGUUCAGCACAGUGAGAGAUGACGUUGGAAAAGAGAAACAAAGGCAGCUUGCAUUAGGAAAAAAGAAAAGUCGGCAAGCCGAACGCUUACAGGAGCCUGUUUUCUCUGAGGAGAAGCUGAAUAUUAAGCACCGUAAACCAGAAGUGGCUCUGUCUAUCAAUGUGGGCGUUUUCAGAUAGCACCAGGAGAUGAUUCGCUGAGCAGACCGUACUACAGAUGUCCUCAGUUGGCCUGGAGUACCUCAGCUGGACCGGCAAGAGGGUCUUUCCCGAAGUGUCUUCAGGAAUCACCGAGACAAACUGGAGAUAGGAUUCAGGCUAACUCUGAUUUUCUUCUAAUCUCUCUUGGGGAAGUGCUUUAGCAUCCCUUUAUCCAUGUGGUAUUUCUUCUCAGGCUAGGUAAAUGCACUUUAUCCAUGAGAAAACGGAUUAAUAUAUUGUGUAACCUUUUGGUGACUGUUUUGUA